UAGACACCGUGCAACAUAAAUAGCUACCGGGAAGAGCAUCCAGUUGGCUUUUUUUAUUACCAACUACGUACGUACCUCUUGAUACUAUCUACACACCCAGUCAACAUCCAACUCCCAACAGUCAUGUCCGAAAUCUCGAUCAAGAAAGGCCCAAUUGCCCUUGCAGGUCUUCUAUUUAAACCGUCGAACGCGUCUGGCAAAACAUCCGGCCUUGUGAUUGUGCACCCAGGCGGCGGUGUCAAGGAACAAACUGCAAGCACAUAUGCGCGGAAACUUGCCGACGCCGGCUUCACAACCAUUGCCUAUGAUGCAUCCUUUCAGGGAGCCAGUGGAGGCGAACCCCACUUCCUUGAAGACCCAAACGAGCGCGUAAGCGACGUGUAUGCGGUUAUUGACUACCUCCAAAAACUCGAUACUGUGGAUGAAAACAGAAUCGGCGUGCUGGGAAUCUGUGCUGGAGGUGGCUAUGCUGUCGGUGCCGCAAAAGGCGACCAUCGGCUCAAGGCGGUUGCGACUGUCAGUAUGGUGAACAUAGGCGAUGCCUCGCGCCUAGGAUGGAACGGAGAUGAGGAUCCCUCGAAGCACGUGGAGGCGCUAAAUGGAGCAGCUGCCCAGAUUACAGCAGAAGUGAAAGGCGCCGAACGUGCUGCUGCACCAUAUGUCCCUCCCAGCCCUGACGACAAGACUCCGCGAGAUAUGAGGGAAGCAAGCGACUACUACCUUACCCCGCGUGCGCAGCAUCCCCGCGCUGCAAACAAGAUGUUGUAUCUUAGCUUCCCUCGAGUGCUCACCUUUGAUGCCUUUCAUCUAGCGGAUUUGUACCUUAAGCAGCCUAUUAUUCUAAUCGCCGGUGAACAGGCAGGCUCGCUGUGGCACACCGAGAAAUUGGACAAACUUAUCGGCGGCGCGACGAAGAAGCUCAUUGUUCCCGGUGCUGCACAUAUGGACUUUUAUGAUAAUGAGAAAUAUCUGGGACCAGCUGUUAACAAUAUUGCUGAAUUCAUGAAGAAGCAGUUGGCUUGAAAUCCGGUGUGUUGAAAGGUGUUGAGCCACAGAGCAGCAGCAACGCCGAAUGGAGCUUCCAGAUUCUUCUAAAGUUUUUGUGAAAUUGGACGACUUAAUGUAUUAUUUAUUUUGUCAAUAGUUGCUUAACUAGUUGCAAUUCGAAUUACUUGUUCCAACA
Talaromyces proteolyticus is the source of this 1183-nucleotide messenger RNA. Its product is annotated as Alpha/Beta hydrolase protein. Gene Ontology annotation, molecular function: hydrolase activity. NCBI's taxonomy places the organism in Eukaryota, Fungi, Ascomycota, Eurotiomycetes, Eurotiales, Trichocomaceae. The coding region runs from base 124 to 1023 and encodes 299 amino acids. The record is from RefSeq and is a predicted model, not a curated record. The transcript has a single exon.